UCGUGUCGGGAUUGGAAUGUUACAGAGUAACAAUCGAAACAUUUGAGCAUUUGGUAAUUGGACACUAGAAUCAAGGAAUCCCGUUUUUAUAACAAUUUCAAUGUAUUUGCAAAGUCACAUGGUAACUGGAAAUACUGUUUGAGGUCGUUGCGUCAAUUUAUUCGUUUAGGCAUACGCCUAUCUCCGAUGAGAUUAUUUUUGCGUGUAUGAGGUCUGUCGGGAGAUUAAAACAUAAGAGAAAUGCAGGGAUUCGUGAGGCUACAGUUGCACUGAUGAACUGCUCUUAUUCUACGACGGUUUCCUCGUUCGUUCAUUGAACCAUGGAGUGAAAUAUCACCGAAUUAUACUCCCGAGGCAUCUGGAUCUAAAAGCCGACCUCACCGAAGGCUUUAAACCACAGCCAGCGUGUUAACAAAUCUUAACCGUGGGAUACAUUUUCUGUGUUGGCCAAGGCAGGAAACCACAUGAACCCCUGCCGCUACUCUACAGGGGAAAGAGUUGGUAAAACGCUUCGGGCAUCUCUAACCAGGCGCAGUUUUACAUUUGAAUACAGACUGGCUGAAUGAAGGAGGGAGAGGGAGAGAGGGGCAAAGGGAGUAUAUGAAUGCUUUUACUUGGUCGAGGGGGAUUUUUGUUGCCCAGAGACACUAUAUUGUGAAAUGGACAAACUAGAUAGAGAGAGAGAACGCAUUUAAAAUCGCCCACAUGCGCUGGAUCAAUCGCUGGAUUGGGGAACGGAAUACGAAGAAGGGGGAAGACGCGAGUUUGAAAUCUUUGCAGGCUGGAAGAUGGCGGAGCGGUGUAGUUGGAGGUGGUGAAAGCCUAACUUCGGGACACUUCAAUUUUAUUUGUAAAAAACUUGCCCCUAUUCGUAGGACACAUGCAGGCCAAAAAACGAUAUUUAUUCCUGCUCUCCGCCGGUGCAUGUCUAGUUCUACUGUUCUACUUUGGAGGGGUACAACUUCCAGCGUCGGGCAGAAACCGGCAUGACCGUAGCCACAAUGGAUAUCGCCCCGACCAGCCGUGGCCACACUUCUCUGACCCAUUACAACAGUUCCUACCUUGGGAUCAACUGGACACUGAGGAGUACAACAUUCACAUAUCACCGAGGCAGAAGAGGGACGUUAAUACAAGCGUGUACAAAGGCAAAAGAUGUCGCAUGGAUUCGUGCUUUGAUUUCUCUGCAUGUAAAAAGAACGAUUUCAAAGUGUAUGUCUACCCCCAGCAGAAGGGGGAGAAAAUCUCAGAAAGUUACCAGAAUAUUUUAUCGACCAUUGAGGGAUCCAGGUUCUACACCACUGACCCGGGACAAGCUUGUCUAUUCAUCCUGAGCUUGGACACCCUGGACCGGGACUCGCUCUCGCCACAGUACGUGCACAAUCUCAAAACCAAGGUCCAGAACCUUCAUCUCUGGAACAACGGCAGGAACCAUCUCAUAUUUAACUUGUACUCUGGGACAUGGCCGGACUACACGGAAGACCUAGGUUUCGACAUAGGCCAGGCCAUGUUGGCCAAGGCCAGCAUCAGUACCGAGAAUUUCAGGCCCAACUUUGACGUGUCCAUCCCGCUGUUCUCCAAGGAGCACCCUAGGACCGGAGGGGACAGGGGGUACCUAAAGUACAACUCCAUUCCACCUUUCAGGAAAUACAUGCUUGUGUUUAAGGGGAAACGAUACCUUACAGGUAUAGGGUCAGACACGAGGAAUGCCUUAUAUCAUGUCCAUAAUCAGGAGGACGUGGUGCUCCUCACCACCUGCAAACACGGCAAGGAUUGGCAGAAACACAAGGACGCACGCUGCGACAAGGACAAUGCAGAAUAUGACAAAUAUGACUACAGAGAGAUGCUGCACAACUCCACUUUCUGCCUGGUGCCUCGGGGCAGACGCCUGGGAUCCUUUCGCUUCCUGGAGGCACUGCAAGCAGCCUGUGUGCCUGUGAUGCUGAGUAACGGUUGGGAGCUGCCCUUCUCUGAGAUCAUCAACUGGAACACGGCGGCCGUCAUCGGGGACGAGAGGCUCCUGCUGCAGAUCCCGUCCACGGUGCGCUCCAUCCAUCAGGAUAAGAUCCUAGCUCUGAGGCAGCAGACUCAGUUCCUGUGGGAGGCCUACUUCUCCUCCAUGGAGAAGAUUGUGCUGACUACUCUGGAGAUUAUCCAGGACCGGGUGCUGCAGCAGGAGUCCAGGAGCACCUUGAUGUGGAACAGCCACCCUGGGGGGCUCUUCGCCCUGCCACAGUACUCUGCCCACUUGGGAGACUUCCCCUUCUACUACGCCACCCUAGGUAUAAAACCGUACCCCAAGUUCACGGCUGUCAUCCAUGCAGUCACCCCCCUGGUCUCCCAAUCCCAGCCCAUCCUCAAGCUGUUGGUGGCUGUUGCCAAAUCACCGUAUUGUGCACAGAUCAUUGUGCUGUGGAACUGUGACAAGCCUCUCCCUGCUAAGCACCGCUGGCCUGCAACCUCCGUGCCCGUCAUUGUCAUCGAGGGAGAAAACAAGGUGAUGAGCAGUCGCUUCCUGCCCUACGAGACCAUUGUCACCGACGCCGUGCUCAGCCUGGAUGAGGACACUGUACUCUCAACCACAGAGGUGGACUUUGCCUUCACGGUGUGGCAGAGCUUCCCAGAGAGGUUGGUGGGCUACCCGGCCCGGAGCCACUUCUGGGACAGCAACAAAGAGCGCUGGGGCUACACUUCCAAGUGGACCAACGACUACUCCAUGGUGCUGACCGGAGCUGCCAUUUACCACAGAUAUUACCACUUCCUGUACACCAAUUUCCUGCCAGACAGCCUGAAGGGCAUGGUGGACCAGCUGGCUAACUGUGAGGACAUCCUCAUGAACUUCCUGGUGUCAGCCGUCACCAAGCUGCCGCCCAUCAAGGUCACCCAGAAGAAGCAGUACAAAGAGACCAUGAUGGGACAGUCGUCGCGGGCGUCACGCUGGGCUGACCCGGACCACUUCGCCCAGCGGCAGACGUGCAUGAACAAGUUCGCCAGCUGGUUUGGCGGCAUGCCCCUGGUCCACUCCCAAAUGAGGCUGGACCCGGUGCUGUUCAAGGACCAGGUCUCCAUCCUGCGCAAAAAAUACAGGGACAUCGAGAGGCUCUGACAGGACGUGCGCCCCCUGCUGGAGAGGCCGGGGGAGGCGUUAGCGGUUGUAACAGACAGACUCGCUGGAGAGCAGCCGUAGGAGGACCACGACAGUGGCAGUAGGACAGUCAGCCAACCUGGAGCCUGAUCCUAGGGGGCGCUACAGCUCUGUCUUCCACUCAGCACAUUGCCAAUGACCACAGGACUUGACAAGUGAAACAAGGGAAAUUGCGGUCUCUGGAGAACUACGCGCAUACACACACACAAAGGAUAUACAGAUCUAUAGUAUGUUCACAUAAACACACAAACUACUGACAAUGAGACUCUUAGAUAUAAUAUUUUUUUUGUAUGAAUGCCACAAAGGAGCGAAUGAUGACAGACUUUCCUGUGACUCAUGUGCAGGAUGGUAGAGGAAGGGAGGUGUCCAACAUGACAACCCAACCACAGAUCAUAUCCGCCACGGACUGGUAACCUAGACUCAAUGCAACCCUUCCUAACCUCACCUUGACCCCUUCAUGACCUCCCUAUGUCUGCAUCAGAACCCCUGACGCAUUCACCACCAGCCCCUUCUCUGGACCCUGGGAAACCCUAUAACUAUUUCUUUCCUUAUUUUUCGACCCAUACUUCCCUGCUAUGUGUUCGCUGGGGUUUGAAGCGUUGGGGGCGUCUUAUCUUCCUAAGAACUGUUCUGCGAUUUAAUCAAAUUCAGCAUUUGGCGGUCAAGGUCGAGAAAGUAGAGUUUUUGUUAUUCUUUUACUGGAAGGGCAGAUUAAAAGCGGCCAUUUUGAAAUGGUGCCACUCGUAUUGCCAUGCGGCAGUCACUAAACCCACGGAAACAUGAACUCUAUGCUCAUUCCUUGAAUUUCUGAUAGCUUGAUUUCUAUUUCUGGCAGAUUUAUCGCAACGAUAAGCCUUUUUUCCCUUCAAAACUCUCAAAAGCAGUGUUACUUUUCUUCUCGUGUGUUUAUUUUCUCCUCAAAAGUUCAGCUCCAGUGUGUGUACAGAGGCUAAAAGUAAGCUCAUCCAACCAUAAGCCCAAACAGAGUACUUUCCCUCCGUCGGAAUGAGCAAAAUGAACAUUUCUCGAUGAAAUGGAGCAGAACACUGCCUUCUAAACCAAACCCUUUUCACCCAUUUAUUUCCCCUUUAUUGCUUACGAGCAUUACCGUGGCAGAAGAAGUGUAUGCUAAAUUUAGAACCUAACCAGUUCUUUAGUUGCCUGCGUCAUUUCCACAGUAGUGUUAAGAGAUUCUGGAGAUGUAAGUGUGAAACGUGUCUGUUGUGCCAUGUCCCCGAAAUUCACAUUAGUGCUGCCUUUUUUAAAAUUGCUUAUUGCACAGAUUUCCCAUAAAUCGAUAUCAAAAGCAGUAGAAGAUACUAUAUAGUUGAAAUGCCCUCUGUAAUAUUUGUUAUUCUUCCAAGAUUCACCACAUCAUAAUGAUGCUGGUGGAAUAUAAGCCUCAAAGCCAUUCGAUAGACAUAGCCAUCUCCUACACCAUUCGUCAGGGGACAUAUGUUUUGUGUUCAAUUAGAGAAAGCCAUUUCAUUUGAAGUGUUGGGUUUCCCUGGGGAGCAGCCCUUGAUGAAACCUUCUGUCUCUAUAUUUCCAAUCAUGUCUGACUCUGCUCUGGAUGCAGUGACCCUCAACCUUGACCCUUUGGCUCCGGGUUUACAGAGAAAAGACAACCAGCUCCCCCUCACCUAGCCUUGUCGUCGUAAUGUUUUUCACCACAGUCUUUGUUCAGCAUUUCUGUUGCGCCAAGUCUUCCUCUGAUGCUGUUGUACUCACAAUACUAACUCAUCCCAGCUCAACUACAUUUGUCCUGACAAUUUGUUUUGACAGUCAUUGGUAACAGGUGUAUUGUGGUCGAAUAGGGGAAGAAAAAAAACUGUAUAUUUUAUUGAGCAAUUUCAAGGAAAUUGCUUCAAGAAAUGUGGAAGUUCAUGGCUGUAGAGUGAUAUCCUAUUGUGAAGAGGCUUUUGCCUUUGUGCCAUGCCAGAGCCCUGCCAGUCCACUUGAACAGGUACUUGAAUGUCUGAAGACUUGAAGUAGCGUAGUGUGCUUUAGUGACCUUUUUAUUGUGAAGGUGACUGAACUUAAAGGGCCAGUUUCCCAGACACAGAUUAAACCUAGUCCUGGGCACAAAAAAACAAAAAAACAUUUUCUCAAUGAUGUUCCAUGUUAGUUCAGGACUAUGCUGGAUCUGGCUCAGGGAAACCGGACAAUAGUGUGUCAGCUGUGAGCCAAAGCUCAACCCCCCCGUUGUGUAUCUGUCAUUUCUUAUUGAGGUCGUUAUAGACUCCUUCACAUUUGAUUUUGUUUUCAUAUCGGGAUACAAUCAAUGAAGGUCAGUGUCCACUAGGUUUAUACAUGGCCAAUGAGCUGAUGUUGUCAUCGGUGGGCCUGGGCUAUCUACUCUUGCCAUUCUCACAAUGUCAUAUAUGAUAUUAUCAUCAUCAACAUGUAAUACUACAGUACAGAUUAGAUUUAGUAGCUGGUAUAUUGUCAGCAUAUAAUUUUUUCACUACAUUUUUGCAUAUGUUUGUAUUUUCUUUCAGGAAAUGUACUCUGGGAGAAGGAGUUUGGAAUGAACUUGUAUGAUUUGAUAUUGGCCAAGAGAGAUUUACAUUGUAUUUGGUGCUGACUUGGAUCUCUUGGCACUAGACAUGCAUCUCAAUGAUAAUGAAAGGCGUUGGUCCCCGUUUGAAGUUCAGUAAACCAUCUUUGUUUGAAUUCAUGUCAAGUCUUCUUAGGAUUGUCUGAACUUGUUAUCAUCUCAAAAGAGAAAGUCCCCAGCCUUGCACAUUGACUUCAUAGGUGAAACCAGAGACAUUUCAGAAGAUCUUAACUCAUUUCUGUACAUAAACAUGUAUAUUUAUUUUCAUAUGUGAACAAAACCAGACCGUGUAUAGUAUGAAAUAGACAGGGGGAAAUAACAGGAUUUCUUGGCUGAGGGAACAGUUGAUGAGCAAAAAGAUUCUGAUUUUGUAAGUUGUACAUUUCUUUUUUUUCCCACAUUGUUGUCAAUAUAUAUUUUUUAAUUUCCACUGAAUAAAAACAUCCCUGUGUAGAGCAAUUGCAACCAUUAUAGAAAUAAAGUUUCCAUGUAAUUGAAUUCAGAAUCACCAAGGAGAUGAGAUGACACCAACUCAUCUAGAAUUUGAGUUGCUGUGAGCAUUUAGAUUCUGUGAACUGUAUUGCAAUAUGCAGCUGGGUCUCAUGUAACCGAUCACGCAUUUUCUAUUGUUGCUGUAAUAUGUCUUCUCAGAUUCACUGUAAUGUUUGUCACUGUCCACGUCUGCAUACUCAUUGAUGCUUCUGGGGAAACUGGCAACUCUCGGACCAUAUCUGGUACAAAUAUAGUCUACUCAAAAUGGUCAUGUUGAAUGAAAUAGACAUAUGACCUUGUAAUACAACAGUAGAUUGUCUCAGUUAAACAUAUCCUUCCAUAAUACCAUAAGAUACCAGACAUUCUAAUGGUUUAGCAAUGCAUGGCCUCUAUCAGUGUGGUUGGUUGGAUGUGCAGGAUGGUUACUGUCCUUGAUUGUGCCUUUAAAAAAUGAAAAUAAAUGUUGGUUUGUGAGCUCAUGAUAACACACACACUGCCAUUUUGACCAUUAGUCAGAAGAGGAGCACCAUACAAGGGUCUCGUUAAUCUCGACAUACACUGGAGUUUCAUCACCACUUUGUUUCGUCCACGACACCUCUGUUCUCUGUUGGAUACCAAACUGUGUUGACGACCAACAACGCGCCUGCAUGACCACUUUUUCUAUGGAAUUAUUUAUCAGUACUUAACUGUAUCACAGACGAGCUAUUUUUAAUGACUUAAUUUCCAGCUGUCCUGAUGCCUUCCUCCCUCCUACCUUGUAAUUAACAAAUUAAUUUUAUAGGGGUAAUAAAUGAAAUAGAAAAAUGAAGAUUUUGUAAGAAUGAUUUAUAUAUAAAAAAAAUACAUUUGAUCA
Messenger RNA from Oncorhynchus gorbuscha (pink salmon), 7047 nucleotides. It is a transcript of the gene ext1b, whose product is annotated as exostosin glycosyltransferase 1b. The record is from RefSeq and is a predicted model, not a curated record. Gene Ontology annotation, cellular component: membrane. Lineage: Eukaryota; Metazoa; Chordata; Actinopteri; Salmoniformes; Salmonidae. Gene Ontology annotation, molecular function: glycosyltransferase activity.